Molecule: messenger RNA, 7197 nt
Organism: Sciurus carolinensis (gray squirrel)
Lineage: Eukaryota; Metazoa; Chordata; Mammalia; Rodentia; Sciuridae
Gene: Atf2
Product: activating transcription factor 2
Biological process (GO): regulation of transcription by RNA polymerase II
Molecular function (GO): DNA-binding transcription factor activity, RNA polymerase II-specific; cAMP response element binding
Source: RefSeq, a predicted model, not a curated record
CGGGGAUGCCGGGAGUAGGGCGGAGAGAAGGGUUGUCAGUCCGUUCUCGCGAGAGAGGACGGAAGCCUGUGGGAGCCCGUGGCCUUUAAAGUGCGGCUCAGCCCUUUCCUCCAGGGGUAGUUUGUAAACACGGCUGUGCUCUGGGCACCCGGGUGACGGAAGGGAUCAUGAAUUAGUGACUUGGAAAGUGCUGGGAAUUUGAACCCAGGGCCUUGUGCUUGUGAGGCAAGCACUCUACCAACUGAGCUAUAUCCCCAGCCCUAAAAGCCUUUUUUGGAUACUACAUGGAAACUUAAGUUGUGCUUCUUGGUAAAAGCUGAGGGAUUCCUGACUGCAGAGUGAAUAAAACUCAUGGCCCACCAACUAGAAAGUAUCCUUGCCAUGAAAAAGAGAACGUGAUUUAAGUUGUUCAACUUAUGAAAUUCAAGUUACAUGUGAAUUCUGCCAGGCAAUACAAGGACCUGUGGAAUAUGAGUGAUGACAAACCCUUUCUAUGCACUGCCCCUGGAUGUGGCCAGCGUUUUACCAACGAGGAUCAUUUGGCUGUCCAUAAACAUAAACAUGAGAUGACACUGAAAUUUGGUCCAGCACGUAAUGACAGUGUCAUUGUGGCUGAUCAGACCCCAACACCAACAAGAUUCUUGAAAAACUGUGAAGAAGUGGGUUUGUUUAAUGAAUUGGCAAGUCCAUUUGAGAAUGAAUUCAAGAAGGCUUCAGAAGACGACAUUAAAAAAAUGCCUCUAGAUUUGUCCCCUCUUGCAACACCUAUCAUAAGAAGCAAAAUCGAGGAACCUUCUGUUGUAGAAACAACUCACCAGGAUAGUCCUUUACCUCAUCCAGAGUCUACUACCAGUGAUGAAAAGGAAAUACCAUUGGCACAAACAGCACAACCCACGUCAGCUAUUGUUCGUCCAGCAUCAUUACAGGUUCCCAAUGUGCUGCUCACAAGUUCUGACUCCAGUGUAAUUAUUCAGCAGGCAGUACCUUCACCAACCUCAAGUACUGUAAUCACCCAGGCACCAUCCUCCAACAGGCCAAUUGUCCCUGUACCAGGCCCAUUUCCUCUUCUGUUACAUCUCCCUAAUGGACAAACCAUGCCUGUUGCUAUUCCUGCAUCAAUUACAAGUUCUAAUGUGCAUGUUCCAGCUGCAGUCCCACUUGUUCGACCAGUCACCAUGGUGCCUAGUGUUCCAGGAAUUCCAGGUCCUUCCUCCCCUCAACCAGUACAACAGUCGGAAGCAAAAAUGAGAUUAAAAGCUGCUUUGACCCAACAACAUCCUCCAGUUACUAAUGGUGACACUGGCAAAGGUCAUGGUAGUGGAUUGGUUAGGACUCAGUCAGAAGAAUCUCGCCCACAGUCAUUACAACAGCCAGCCACGUCCACUACGGAAACUCCGGCCUCUCCAGCUCACACAACUCCACAGACUCAAAAUACAAGUGGUCGUCGAAGAAGAGCUGCUAAUGAAGAUCCUGAUGAGAAAAGGAGGAAGUUUUUGGAGCGAAAUAGAGCAGCAGCUUCAAGAUGCCGACAAAAAAGGAAAGUCUGGGUUCAGUCCUUAGAAAAAAAAGCAGAAGACUUGAGUUCAUUAAAUGGUCAGCUGCAGAGUGAAGUCACCCUGCUGAGAAAUGAAGUGGCACAGCUGAAACAGCUUCUUCUGGCUCAUAAAGAUUGCCCUGUAACCGCCAUGCAGAAGAAAUCUGGCUAUCAUACUACUGAUAAAGAUGAUAGUUCAGAAGACCUUUCGGUGCCAAGUAGUCCACAUACAGAAGCUAUACAGCAUAGUUCUGUCAGCACAUCCAAUGGAGUCAGUUCAACAUCAAAGGCAGAAGCUGUAGCCACUUCAGUCCUCACCCAGAUGGCGGACCAGAGUAUGGAGCCUGCGCUUUCCCAGAUUGUCAUGGCUCCUUCCUCCCAGCACAGCCCUCAGGAAGUUGAUUAAAAACCUGGCAGUACAACAAUUUUAGAUACUCAUUAGUGACUUCAAAGGGAAAUCAAGGAAAGACCAGUUUCCAUUUAUGCGAAAUCUGUGGUUGUAAAUUUUUUUUUUUUUUUACUUGAAAUUACAUUUGGCUCUAGAGUUGGUGUAGCAGCAGUUGAUGAUAAGACUGAACAACAGUUUUUAGUCUCUGGAAAGACUGAUUUUGCUUUUUUUUAUAAAUAUUGUUAGAUUUAUUAAUUUUUCUGUGCUCAAUGUGUAAAUUGUAUUAUAAUUCAUUGUGGUUUAUUUCAUUCUUAAUUUGGUGGUGUUUUAAUAAAUGGGGGUGUUACUGAAUCUCUCUUCCCACUUCCAUUUCUUUUGCCCACCCCUCAACCCUCAACUGUGAUGGUAGUCUUGUUAUCAUUUAUACCAAAGUUCUGCGUAGUCCCUAUUGACUUUGUAAUGUGAACAAAGUCAUAAAGUACUAGGCAAGAGAAAGGUAGAAAUUUGCUUUUUAAUCUUUUUGCCUUUUAUUUUGCACAUUCUGCAAAAGGAAGAAUAUUGGAGAACACUGGGUUUUUUUUAAGUAAGAGAAAACAUGAUAAAAGACAUACUGUGCUUUUAUAUGCACAUUGUUAAACUAAAUCAAGUUAAUAAUAAAUUUUCUUUUUUAAGAUUUUAAGUAGACAAAAAUUUUGGAAUCUUCAGCAUAAAAAAUGACUUUAUUUUUUAAGUCUGAACUUCAGUAUUUUAAAACUAUGUUUGAGGCUGAAAAGUAUGAAAUUAUAUAAUAUACGAUACAGGGUUAUCAGAUAUCUAGUAAUUUUUUUAAUUAGCUCUUGUUUGGUUUUCUUUUUUUCUUUGUUUUUUUUUUUUUUUCAGGUUUCAGGUUAUACACAGAAGUUUAUGCAUAAUCAAGUAUGGUAUGGUUGCCAGAAAAGCCUAAAAUUACUACUUAGAAAAUUUAAGACUGUUUACCCCCAUUGUCUUGUACUUGCGAGCUAACUUGUACUUAUUCUUGUGAAAGCACUGUCAUCUUUUAGUAGCAAAUUUUGAUAACGUUUCUCGUGGAAAAAAAUCAGUAUCUAUCUUUAGAACAAUGUAAUUAUAAUGUGGGAAAUGUGAGUGAGAGAAAGAGAGACUCUGUGUGUGUGUGUGUCUGUGUGUGUGUGUGUGUGUGUGUGUGUGUGUGUAUGUGUGUGUGUAUGUAUCUUUCAAUAGUUUAUGCCAGCAAUCUUUGCUUGAAUGUUUAACGAUGCCUUCAGUGUGAUGCUGGCCUAUAGAUGAUUGCAGUUUAAAAUGUCAUUACUGUGCAGGCUUGGAUAACUAACAUUCCAUGAUGUAGCUUGUUUCUGAUGAGAUGAUUGUAGGUACACUUCUCAUUAUCCAAUCAUCUGUGGGAUACUGAAUUUUCUAAUGUGCCAUUAUCUAUUUUUAUUCUUCACUUAUGUUCAAAAUACAGUACAAUAUUUUAAAUAGACUCAAUUGUUAAACAAAAAAAAUUAAAAAGUAGUAGAUGUGUAUAAGAAACCUUUGUAAAAUAGUUAUGAGUCCUACCCAGUACCAACUUCUGGCAUUCAAGCAGGAUUCCAUUGUGUAAAUAUCUGUAAUGCAUUAAUAAUAAGUUGUGUAGUUUGUUCUGCAUCCAUACUACACUACUUGAUAAAGUCUCUGUGACAUCUCCUUAUGAGACUGACAUUUUAAGAGCCUAUAUGGAAUAUCCUUGAUAAUUCAAGGGACUAUCCCACCUGCCUAAGUUCCAAACUGGGAAACAUGCAAAUUAUACAAAUGACAUUUCAGGACUUCUAAGUAUGAAGAUAAUAGGAAUUUUAUUGUUUGACUUAUUUAAAAUGAGAGCAUUUUGGUUGACAAUUGUACUUCUAAAAUUUCUUAUUUUUAACUAAUUUCAUAAUUUUAAAGUAAUCAAUUUCUAAUCAUGAUUUUGUCAUAGUUUGCUAAGGAGUUGAUCUCAAAGGCACAAAAUAUGAAUUCUACAAGAAGGCUAUUUUUUAUUGUAGUUUGGAUGGGUUAGGAAAAGCCUCAAUUUUUCACUUUCUAAAGUCAGUGCGAUUUUUUCUUUCAUCUUAUUUAUGCAAGUUAAGGUUUUUGGUAUCAAUUCUUGCAACUGUAAAAUAAAACUACAUAGAUGUAAGAAGUCAUGUAAACGGUUAAUGAGCUUACCAAGGUUAGCAAAACUUUUCAUUGUAAAUCAGUCUGUACUCAGCAAAUAAAAUCAUUAUUAGUUGUAUGAACACAAAUUCCAUUUUGACUUCCAGGAUGUCACACUACUUCUGUACCUAGCAUUUCGAGUCCUUAUAUUUGCAAUGUUACACAAACUGUACUAUUUUCUUUUAUGUGCAGUUUGCAUGAGUAAACCGUCAGAGAAUAAAUUCUAUCUUUAAAUUAUGUUCAUAAUUUGCUUGUUUUUACCUGUCUUUCACAAAACAACAUCACCUAAUAAGUCUUUUUUUUUUUCCUUCAGGACACUUAACUUCCUGAGAAGAACCUGAGAUUCUUUCCACUUUUAUGAUAAAAUUAUUCAUACUUGAAGACCUUUCCACUUCAGGGUGCUCAGACCUUGUUCCUCUUUUAUGCAUUCACCUUAAGCUCCAUUCAUAUACAAUGAUCCUUUCAUUUAUGUGUCCAUCCUGGGACACUCCCUGAACUUGAGCCACCAACCCACCUGCUCACCACCUAACAAAACAUCUUAAAUAGACCAUAUCCAACACUGAACUAACCUUCCCUCACCCUACCCUCAAAUGUACUCCUCUCACAAUCUUUUAAUAAAUCAGUUGAUGACUAUGCAGUUCUUCCAGUUGCUCAGCCAAAACAUUCUUGUCAUCCUUGAUGCCCCUCUCUCCCAGUUCUUAUUCAAGGUUUACCUUAACUUCCAAAUAAUAGAAUGCAGCCACUUCUCACCAUUUAUGUUGCUAUCGCCCUGAUCUUGCCCUCAUUUGCUGUAGUUGCCUUAAAAAUGUCCCUUCAUUUCCAUUCCCAACCACCACUGCUCAUCCCCAGUACAGCAACCAAAGUGAUGCUUUUAAAACCUGUCAGGUUUCAGCCCUUCUCUGCUCAGAAUCCCAAGUCAUUCCACAAGUCCUGAGAAUGGCCUACAAGGGCCUAGACUGUCAGUUCCUAUAUCACAUCCCAUUACAUCUCUGACCUCAUCUCCUACCACAUUGUUUUGCUCAGUGAAUGUUUUAGUGCCACAAGUGUCAAGUGGUGGGUCUUACAUACCCCAGCAACCAAAACCAAAAAUUCCUGCCUUCCUGAAGCUGACCUUUUAAAGAGAGUGUCAAUUGUAUAUGACGAGGGGUAUGAGCUAAAUGAAGAAACAGACUUAUACCAGUCUUUCUGGAGAACAAUGGGGUGACGUUUUAGUCAUAUCUGUCAGAUUGAUGCAAAUCAGAAGAUGCAAACAAUUGCAUAGCUAUUUUUAAAGUACUCAUUCUAAUGUGCUUAAGAUAGAUUGAUAACUAGAUUAAAAAGUUUAGUGAAGACAACUGUGUACAAGCAUACCUCAUUUUAUUGCUCUUUAUAGAUAAUUGCUUUUUCCCCCCCACAUUGAAGGUUUUUGGCAACCCUGUUUGAGCAAGUCUGAUCAAUGCCAUUUUCCAACAGCAUGUACUGAAGGUUUAGACUAUCAUUACCAUUUUUAGCAGUAAAGUAUUUUUAAAUUAAGAUAUUAAUGUUUUAUUAUACAUAAUGCUAUUGCACACAUAAUAGAUUACAGUAUAAUGUAAACAUAAUUUUUAUAUGCACUGAGAAGUCAAAUGAUUUGUGUGACUCACUUUAUUGCAAUGCUCUUGAACCAAACCAAUGAUAUCUUAAAGUUUUGCUUGUAUUUCUAAGGUUCAACAAAUAAGUAAUGCAUUAGAAGAUCAAACUUGUGUUUGGCUUAUUCCAGAGGACAGAAAACACUCUUUAUGACAUGUGCUGACUGUUCAAAGUAAUUUUAACUAAUUCUACUUCUAUGAAACUAUAGAGUUUGGUGCCUAUUUGUGAGACUAUAAUUAUAGGAAGAUCCCAUUUACUCCUAGCCUUCAUCUUAGAUAAAUCUACACAUGUCCAAACACACUCACAGAAUACCUAGAGAACACAGUUAUCAACACAAGUGCUUCUAAAAUAGACAUUUAGAACAAAUAAUUUUAAAAUCUGAUCAUUCUAGAUUAUCUUGACCACAGAAUAAUCUUAAGGCAAAGUUAUACAAUUUGAUUUGUGUUUGAUGUAGUUAUGAAAAGUGUCUUUAAUCUUUUAAUAAAUACAAAUGAACUUUUUCUGUGAUUUUCUAAUUUUUUUAAAGUAGAAAUAUUUCCAUGUAUUAAUAUGCUAGAUAGAGGCUUGGGGGUUCAUAAAAGCAAAGCAUUAAGAUCAUAUAGAUCUAGGUAGCAUCGUCUAUGUGGAAAACACCCUCAAAAUAUAAAGACCUUUCUAAAUAGAUAGUUCAACUAUUGAAGCAAAUUCAUUAAGCAAAUUAUAUAUAUUGCCAUACAAAAAGUUCAAUGAAAAUGUUUCCAGAAUGAAAGGACUUUGACAUAGCAAAGACCAUAUGACAUUGUAACCCACAAUAAAAGAAAAAGCAUGCAUAGAGUUAUUCUUUGUAGCAAUCCAAAGCACCAAAUCAAUUGUUUAUUGUAAAAUAUCAAACAUGGUCACAGCAAUCAAACUAGAAGUGUUCUAUUUCUCAAUGAUGGGCCAGUGGUUUGUAUCCCUUUUUCCUCAAAGAUUCACACAAGUUUUUCCAAAGGCUUUCCAAGAAAAGAAUGUAUUCUCAUUUCCACCACUAUGUCAUUAGUGUACCCUUGUCAUGGUCAUGAUGCCUUUUCCUCUGUUUUGCAUUAGAUUUCACAUUUAAGACAUCAUUUCUUGAGAUGGAAUUUUUUUGAACAAAAUUAUUGCUAUGGUUUUAUCAUGAAUGACCUCGAUUUUUCUUGAAAAGUAUUUGAGUCUAAAUCUCAUUUUUAGUUAUGUGAAAUAAGAUUUGACUUACUUUAUUCACUUAAUUUUACAGAAUAUUUGCUUCCUAUGAAAGUACACAAAAGAAAAUGUUCCCCCAAGUGAGCUCCCUUCUUUUAUUUUUGCUCAGUUUUCAAAGAAGCAUGUAAAUUAAGAAAAGAUGCUAUUUUUCAAAGCCUAUAAAUUUGGCAAAAAAUUAUUUGUGUGGUUUAUUUAGCAGAAUUUAAGAUUAUUAUGAGUUUCUCGUGAUGAGAGACAAAUGCUUUGUGAUGUUUAUGGGAAACAAAAAAAAUCUGUCUAUGCCAUUAUUCAAAAAUAAACC